AUGAAGGGACCUGCUCCAGGCGCAGGAGCUGGUGGUGAGCAGAAGAUCAAAACGGCCUUCACAGAGCUCUUUGGACUCAAGCACCCCAUUUCCCUUGCCGGAAUGAAUGUCGCUGCUGGACCUGCUCUGGCCGCCGCCGUCACCAAUGCUGGAGGUCUGGGAGUCAUUGGAGGAGUCGGGUACACUCCCAAGAUGCUCAAGAAAAAUAUCGAGGAACUCAAGGCUGACCUCAAGGACAAGAACGCGCCUUUCGGUGUUGAUCUCCUCCUGCCUAAAGUUGGAGGUAAUGCUAGAAAGACCAACACUGACUACACCGGUGGCAAGUUGAUGGAGCUCGUUGACAUCAUUAUCCAGGAGAAGGCAGCUCUGUUCAUCUGUGCCGUUGGUGUCCCACCUCCCGAGGUUGUCAAGAAGUUCCACGAUGCCAAGAUCCCAGUGGCAAACAUCAUUGGCCACCCCAAGCACGCCCCCAAGGCUUUGGAGGCAGGUUGCGACGUCAUCAUCUACCAAGGUGGUGAGGGUGGUGGCCACACCGGAGACGUACCUCUCAGUGUACUUGGACCCCGAGUGGUGGACAUCUGCCGAGGCCACAAGAGCCCCUUGACUGGCAAGCAGGUCCUCACUCUUGCCGCUGGAGGUAUCUGGAACGGCCGAGGUCUCGCUGCCGCUCUCAUGUAUGGCUCGGACGGUGUCUGGGUGGGCACUCGCUUCGUCGCCUCGGAGGAGUCUGGCGCUCCCAGGAAGCACAAGGAGGCCGUCUUGACCUCGACUCACGAGACCGACGUCCGCACCAUCAUUUUCACCGGACGACCCCUUCGAGUGAAGAUGACCCCCUAUGUGCAGAAGUGGGAGUCAAAGCCUGACGAGAUCAAGAAGCUCACCAGCCAGGGUAUCGUCCCCGUCUACCACGAUCUUGAGCAUGAUGACGAGAACGGCACGGCGGAGCAGGGUGCCCGCGAGAGGUACCUGCUGGGCAAGUGUGCGGCCGUCAUCGAGGAUGUGCUGCCGGCAAAGACCAUCGUGGACAACAUGGUCAGCGAGGCCGUGGCUGCUCUUCAAGCCGGUGCGCAGACUCUGGGCUCCAAGUUGUGA
Messenger RNA from Microstroma glucosiphilum, 1092 nucleotides. RefSeq names its product NPD-domain-containing protein. NCBI's taxonomy places the organism in Eukaryota, Fungi, Basidiomycota, Exobasidiomycetes, Microstromatales, Microstromataceae. Gene Ontology annotation, molecular function: nitronate monooxygenase activity. The transcript is spliced from 4 exons. The record is from RefSeq and is a predicted model, not a curated record. Bases 1 to 1092 code for a protein of 363 amino acids.